Macroventuria anomochaeta is the source of this 576-nucleotide messenger RNA. RefSeq lists its product as uncharacterized. The record is from RefSeq and is a predicted model, not a curated record. NCBI's taxonomy places the organism in Eukaryota, Fungi, Ascomycota, Dothideomycetes, Pleosporales, Didymellaceae. Bases 92 to 388 code for a protein of 98 amino acids. The transcript has a single exon.
GAUGUAAAUAUUGGAACGACGGAUACGCGGAGGACCAAGGCAUGGCAUCGGAAGGCGGCUGCGAAAGACGAAUGUCGGUGAACUUCUCCUGAUGACAGACUGUGACAGCGAGACCUCUGCACGAUGUCCCUACCAUCAACGAUGUUCCGUCAUACGUUGCGUUUCGCAUAUUUUGUUUCUCUUUUACUGCUUCUUGACAAUAUCGCCCGCUGUCAAACGAAGCAAAUCUGAACGCUGUCAGACCCAAAGAUUGAGAGUCAAGAGUGGGAAAAAUUGGCCGCCCAGGAUGAAUGAACGAAGAACCAAUCCCGAAUCCGAGAGCCAAAAAACCUUAGGGGAACGUUACAACUUACCACGCGCGACACCUGCUCAUGAACUGCUGUCUUGAUCUCUAUAAAGAAAGAGGUCAAAUGCUGUCGUCUUAUAUUUCCUUUCGGUUGUAACACAAUCCGCUGGUGUCCGCCUACGAGCAGGCGAGAUUAUCAGCUCAAAAAUUGUGCUCAAAAGGCCGCAUACCGACCGAAUCACUGUUCAUUAGACCAAAGACCUAGUGCAUCUGCCAAACAGCGCAGCCUU